AUGCCAACUGAUUUAAUGACGGCAUCAUGCCUACGUUUUGCGUGCUUCGAAUGUGGAAAACGUUUUGUACGGCGAAACGAUCAGCGUGUCCACGAGUUGUUGCAUACUUCACAUGAACAGUACGACUGUAAAAAAUGUGGCCAGCAUUUUCGUCGCCAAAUUUAUCUCAAAAAACACGAGAACUCAUGUCGAGUGAUUAAUGAUAACGCGAAUGCUUAUUCGUCCAUCCGUGUCAACGAGUAA
Molecule: messenger RNA, 243 nt
Organism: Cercopithifilaria johnstoni
Lineage: Eukaryota; Metazoa; Nematoda; Chromadorea; Rhabditida; Onchocercidae
Source: the annotation of a GenBank genome assembly